UUGUUACCAUUCGGCACACAUUUAAUAUCCAUUGAUGAAGAUAAUGUACUGAAAAUAUUUGAUAUUAAAGAUGAAUCAGAGUUUUUAGAACUGACAUUUGAUGAGGAUAAUUUUAAAAUAUCAACAAUAUGUCACCCUCCUACUUACCUGAACAAGGUAUUACUUGGAAGCACGCAAGGGCAACUUCAAAUAUGGAAUGUACGUACUUCAAAAUUGGUGUUUACUUUCCAAGGCUGGGAUACCGCUGUUACAGUUACAGAGCCCGCUCCUGCAGUUGAUGUAGUUGCAAUUGCUCUUGCUAAUGGAAAAAUCAUUUUGCAUAACUUGCGCUAUGACCAGACUGUUAUGGAGUUUGUUCAUGACUGGGGUAUGGUGAGUUGUUUGUCGUUUAGAUUAGAUGGGAUCCCUGUGAUGGUGACUGGUAGUACUAAGGGGCACAUAGUUAUGUGGGAUUUAGAAGAGAAGAGAGUUAUGUCACAGAUACAAUCAGCACAUUCAUCUCAAGUGGCUGGUUUGCAAUGUUUGAUGUCAGAACCUCUAAUGAUUACUAACUCACAAGAUAAUUCCUUGAAAAUGUGGAUCUUUGAUAUGCCUGAUGGUGGUGCUAGGCUUCUAAAGAAAAGGGAAGGUCAUUCACUUCCUCCAAACUUGGUGCGGCAUUGUGAACCUACUGGGGAAAAUCUCUUGGCAGCUGGAAGAGAUAGCAGUCUCCACAUUAUGAAUACUGUUACUGAAACAUUCAAUAAGAGCAUGGGAAAGGCGUCUUAUAAUAGAAAAAUUUCUAAAAAGAAAAAACGACUACAAACUGAUUAUCUCGUGAUGCCACCAAUUACUAAAUUAAGUUCUUGUAUGCAAAGAGAUAAACAAUGGGACAGUAUAGCUUCUCUUCAUGAAGGCAUGUACAUGGCUACGACAUGGUCUUACAAUAAAAUACGUAUGGGAGAGCACAAGCUAAAGCCACCUGAAAUGGAAAAAGGUGUUCAAGCUACAUGUUUGACGGUAACACAUUGUGGAAACUUCGUUGUUAUAGGUUACAGUAAUGGGCAAGUUCAUAAAUUCAAUAUGCAGUCUGGUUUGCAUAGAGGUUUCUACGGCAAAGAGAAAAAACUCGCACAUAAGGGAGCUGUUAGAGGUGUGGAGACUGAUCUUUGUAACCAGAGAGUAAUUACAGUGGGAGCUGAUGAUAAAUUGAAAUUUUGGUAUUUCAAAACAGGAACAAGUCCAUUUCAUGUUUUAAAAUUAAAGGAAUCAGUGAGUAGCACCAAAUGUCACAGAGAUAGUGGCUUGUUGGCACUGGUUAAUGAAGAUUUUUCCAUAACUUUGGUUGACAUUGAUACAAUGAAUAUUGUCAGAAAAUUUGAGGGGCAUGUUGGGAAAAUUAAUGACAUUGAUUUUGACUGUCAAAGCAGGUGGUUAGUCAGUUCGUCAAUGGACUGUACUAUUUGUACCUGGGAUAUACCUAGCGCACAACUUGUAGAUAUAUUUUAUGUAGAACAACCUUGUACAUCAUUAAGUAUGUCUCCUACUGGUGAUUAUUUAGCAACAACACAUGUCGGAGAGUUAGGAGUGUUCCUUUGGGCAAAUAAACUUUUAUAUGACAGAGUUUUUCUAAAACCUAUUGAUAGAAAUACAGUUGAGAUCCCGAAAUUAAAAUUACCAAAUACAGCAAUUGAGAAACCUGAUAUAGAAGAUAUAGGCAGAAUUGAUUUAGGCGAAGAACCAGAGUACAAAUCCCCUGAACAAAUUAGUGAAGAACUCAUUACCCUUUCUGAUCAGCCAACGUCAAGAUGGUUAAAUCUUUUAAAUCUAGACAUUGUGAAAAUGCGAAAUAAACCUAAAACGCCCUUAACGGUUUCUAAAUCAGCGCCUUUCUUCCUGCCAACAAUACCAAGUCUAGAACUCGAAUUUGACUUAGAGAAGGAAAAAGAAAGUGGUAAAAAUAGGAAACUUUUAAUUCCUGAAUCACUAUCUACAUUGACGGCAUUUGCAAAAAAAUUAGUUUCUUGUAAUAACGAUAAAGAUUACUGGCUAUGUGUAGAAAAACUUAAAUCACUGUCGCCGUCAAUAAUUGAGGCAGAAAUAAUUAGUAUGGCCGUUGACGCCGGUGGGUCGAUAGAAGUUAUGAGACAUUUUCUCGUUAUGUUGGAAACUAUGCUCAAAUCAAAUAGAGAUUUCGAAUUAGCGCAAUCAUAUUUAAGCUUGUUUUUAAAGACUCAUACUAAAACUAUAUCUCAGAAUGAGGAUCUGAGGAAUACUUUAGAAUCAGUUGAAGAGUCUGCAGCACAGACUUGGUCAAGGCUGCAAAGUCAUUUAUUUUAUAAUAUUUGUGUUGUUAAAGCAUUAAAGGAUAUGUAA
Messenger RNA from Parnassius apollo (apollo), 2355 nucleotides. The record is from the annotation of a GenBank genome assembly. Lineage: Eukaryota; Metazoa; Arthropoda; Insecta; Lepidoptera; Papilionidae.